GGGAUUUCCUCACCUUGCAUUGCUGUAGCAACAGCCUCUCUUCCUUUUGAUUCAUCCGUACCUUAUCUCCAUCGAUUCUCCACCAAUCAAUCACUCACUUCCUGUAUCUUCCACAUGUUUUCUUGCUCCCUCCUUGUCCAUAUAUUUUCUCAAUUUCUACUCUCCGGUUUCUUUUUUCCUUCUCUCUUGUCUCUUCCUCCUUUUCUUGACCUGUCAUGCUGAGCAUGUGUUCAUACCAAAUAGAUUGUUGAAACUAUUAGAUGAAAACUUGUCAAGAACCAUUUGUUGUGUUGUUUUGGCACUGAUAGUGGCUCUUUAACUGCUUAUUUCCAUUUGGGUCCUUUCAAUUUUGAUCAUACCUCCACUUGCGCCUCCUUUUUCUGUGAAAAUCCUGCAUAUGGGUGCGUCUUAAAGGCAGAUAGAAGGUUGUAGGAAGAUAUAGAGAGGUGGGUAUCAGUUACAACACUUGAGAAGUGGAAAAGGAAUUGAAAAUGAAGAUUCAGUGUGAUGUAUGUGAGAAAGCUCCAGCCACAGUAAUUUGUUGUGCAGAUGAGGCUGCUCUCUGCCAGAAAUGUGAUGUUGAAGUUCAUGCCGCAAACAAGUUAGCAAGCAAGCACCAGAGGCUUCACCUUCAAUGCCUCUCCAACAAGCUCCCUCGAUGCGACAUAUGCCAAGAGAAGGCAGCUUUCAUUUUCUGUGUUGAGGACAGAGCCCUCUUCUGUAAGGACUGCGAUGAACGCAUACAUCCUGCUGGCAACCUUUCUGCUAAUCACCAGCGGUUCCUGGCUACUGGUAUUCAGGUGGCUUUGAGCUCUAGCUGCACCAAGGGUACUGAAAAGAGCAUCAUAGACCCACAACCAAAUCAGGGUUCAAAGCAAAUGUCUACAAGAACUCCCGUGCAACCACAAUCCAGCUUCACUUCUCCAUGGGCUGUUGAUGACUUCUUACAGUUCUCAGAUUUUGAAUCGUCUGACAAGAAAGAGCAACUUGAGUUUGGGGAGUUCGAAUGGCUUACAGACAUGAAUCUUUUUGGAGAGCAACUUCCUCAGGAAGCCUUAGCUGCAGCUGAAGUUCCUCAGCUUCCAAUGUCCCAAUCAAACAACGUUAGCUCAUAUAGACCUCCCAAGUCUAGCGUGCCCAACAAGAAGCUGAGGAUUGAGAUGCCAGAUGACGACGAGGAGUUCUUUACUGUUCCGGAUCUCGGCUAGACUAUCCUACCGUAUGUAUCAAUAUUUGUAGACAUGCAUCUCUCGAGCCUUCUGUGUGUUUCAUCCAUCUCAACUUAGUGUAGGAUGGUAGUAUCUUGCUAGAUUUUUCUGUAUUAUUUCCUUUCUAAAUUCUGGUUCGUCUUCUAUUACGUACUUUUGUUCUGAGUUUUGAGAGAGCUAGCAUUCCAUUCUCUGGGUGUAUAGUGUUCGCAAAUUCACACAUUGAUUUAUUCUAUCAUCUUAUCUUUA
Messenger RNA from Tripterygium wilfordii, 1457 nucleotides. Its product is annotated as B-box zinc finger protein 24-like. The transcript is spliced from 3 exons. The coding region runs from base 492 to 1208 and encodes 238 amino acids. Gene Ontology annotation, cellular component: nucleus. Lineage: Eukaryota; Viridiplantae; Streptophyta; Magnoliopsida; Celastrales; Celastraceae. The record is from RefSeq and is a predicted model, not a curated record. Gene Ontology annotation, biological process: photomorphogenesis; regulation of DNA-templated transcription. Gene Ontology annotation, molecular function: zinc ion binding.